AUGAGGACACAGGCACGGCUCGUGCAGUCUCUGCCCUCUUUCCCCCAGACGGUGUGUGCUGGGGGUCACAUCGCCAAGACCCUGGGCUACCUGGAGCUGGGCACCUCCGGCCUCCUCAAGGAUGUCCCCUAUGGCACCCUGAAGCCCCCGGCGCUCGACCCCGGGCGGCUGAUCCCGGCAGAGCCCCCCCGGGGCGCGGGGACGCCCGCGGGCGCCGGACGGAGCCCCUGGGACUGGCAGAAGAACCAGACGGCCGGGGAGCCGCCGAGCCCCCGCGCCCACCGCAAGCCCACCCUCAAGUCCAGCCGCACCAAGAAGAUUUUCGGCUGGGGAGACUUCUACUUCAACAUCAAGACGCUCAAGUUCAGCCUCCUGGUGACGGGCAAGAUCGUCGACCACAUCAACGGCACCUUCAGCGUCUACUUCCGACACAACUCCUCCAGCCUGGGCAACGUCUCCGUCAGCAUCGUGCCCCCCUCCAAGGCGGUGGGCUUCGAGGUGCUGGUGCCCGGCCCCCCCCAGCUCCCGCACCCGCCGCCGCCCCCCCAGCAGAGCACCCUGCCCGAGGGGCGCCCGGCCAAGGCGCUCAACUGCCACGUGGAGUACGAGAAGACGAACCGGGCGCGCAAGAACAAGCCGUGCCUGUACGACCCGUCCAAGGUUUGCUUCACGGAGCACACGCAGAGCCACGCGGCCUGGCUCUGCGCCAAGCCCUUCAAGGUCAUCUGCAUCUUCAUCUCCUUCCUCAGCAUCGACUACAAGCUGGUCCAGAAGGUCUGUCCCGACUACAACUUCCAGCACGACAACCCCUACUUCGGCUGACGGCAGCGCGGCGGGGGCGGGGGGUGGGGUUGCUGUGCCCCCUUCACGGCUGCCCGGUGCCCCCCGUGACCCCCACACUGACCCCUCCUUGUCAUCGGAGCAUCCCCGUGCCGUGUUAUGGGACGGCUGGUGCUGGGGGUCCCGGCCUCCCCCCCACUGA
Lepidothrix coronata (blue-crowned manakin) is the source of this 982-nucleotide messenger RNA. It is a transcript of the gene NXPH4, whose product is annotated as neurexophilin 4. Bases 1 to 822 code for a protein of 273 amino acids. Gene Ontology annotation, molecular function: signaling receptor binding. The record is from RefSeq and is a predicted model, not a curated record. The transcript has a single exon. NCBI's taxonomy places the organism in Eukaryota, Metazoa, Chordata, Aves, Passeriformes, Pipridae.